AUGGAGAAGGAACUGUUGGAGCUGCAGACACUCAUGGACAUGCACUUUGAGCAGAGGAAGAAGGAGGAGGAGCAGCUCAUGGGUUUGAAGGAUCAAUUUCUGGAAAAAAACUACUAUCAAGUCCUGGCCUUGGUGUUUGCUGUAGAGGAGAUCAACAAGGACCCCAAUCUGUUACCCAAUACUACUCUUGGAUUCAACAUCUAUGACACCCACAUCAGUGAUGUCAGAACCUUGGAGAGCUCCUUAAUGUUGCUGUCAGGACAAAGGCUGGCUGUUCCAAAUUAUCAAUGUGAGAAGCAAAGCAAAUCCUUGGCUGUCAUUGCAGGACCCUAUUCUGAAUUGUCAGUCAAAAUUGCUUCUGUGCUUGAGCUCUACAAGUUUCCACAGGUGACCUGUGAUCCAUUUGACCCCAUUCUGAGUGACAAGGUCCGUUUUCCAAGUGUUUAUCAACUGGCACCUAAAGAUUCCAAACUUGCCCUGGGAAUGGUCGGUUCAAUAGUGCAUUUCAACUGGACAUGGGCUGGACUACUCGUAACAGAUAAUACCAGGGGUGAAACAUUCCUCUGGGAUAUAAGAGAAGAGAUGGCCAGGAAGGGUGUCUGUCUCACCUUUAUCCAUAAGAUUCCUCCCAAUGAGAAUUACAGUCUUUUUCCCCAUUCUGAAGUCAUGGAAAUACUUUAUGCAACUUCUGCCAAUGUAAUCAUUUUUUAUGGGAGUAAUAAUGUAGUUUUUGAUUGGGAAUUUGAAAAAAAUUACUCGAAUUAUAGUAAAGUGUGCAUUACCACCUCUCAAUGGCAUUUUAGCAUGAGCCCUAAUACCCUGCUUGUUGAAAGUUUCAGUAAAAGUCUGAUAUUUUCAAGUAAGAGAAAAGAGAUUCCAACUUUCCAACCUUUCAUGAGGGCAAUUAAACCUUCCAAAUACCCAGAAGAUAUUUUCCUUAAAACAUUUUGGAGCUUACUUUUUCCAUGUCCACUUAAUGAAAAACAAAGAGAGGAAGAAGAUUGUUCACAAAAUGCUUCUUUAGAGCUUCUGCCUAUGCGGAAUUUUGACAUGUCUAUGUCUAGCCGCAGUUACAACAUCUACAAGGCUGUGUAUGCUGUGGCCUGGGCUCUCCAUCAAAUGCAGUUAGCUAGAUCAGAAAUGGAAUACAUGAGAGAUGAAGGAAGACUAGUUCUAUAUCCCUGGAAGCUUCACUCCUUUCUUAGAAACAUGCAGUUUAACAACAGUGCUGGUGACCAGAUGUUCAUGGAUCAGAAAAGGAUUCCCAUGGCAAGCUACGAUAUUAUAAAUUUUGUCAACUUUCAUAAUGGUACCGAAGUGCUGGUGAAAGUGGGAGAGUUUAAAUCUCAUGUUCUCUUCAGUGAAGAUUUUUCCAAUCAUGAGAAUGUCACAAUAUUGUACAACAUCAAGGCAGUUUUCCAUGAUAAUUACUUGAAAAAUGAUGUCAAGACUCUUUGUUCUGUGUGCAGUGAGAGCUGUGGACAUGGAUAUCGGAAAUCUGCCCGUGAGGGACAGGCCACCUGCUGCUUUGACUGUAUCCCCUGCCCAGAUGGGGAGAUUUCUAACCAGACUGAUGUAUAUGACCAGUGCAUCAAGUGUACUGAAAACGAAUAUUCAAACAAGGAGAAAACUCACUGCCUCCACAAAGUAGUGACAUUUCUGGCGUAUGAGGAACCCCUAGGCAUGACUCUGACCUGCACAGCUCUGACCUUCUUUCUCCUGACAGUGAUGAUCACUGGGGUCUUUGUGAAGGAUCAGGACACUCCCAUAGUGAAAGCCAAUAAUUGAACUCUUAGCUUCCUCUUGCUCCUCUCCGUUGGCCAGUGCUUCCUAUCUUCUUUGCUCUUCAUUGGGAAGCCCACUUCAGCCACAUGUCUCCUUCAACAGACAAUAUUUGGAAUCACAUUCACAAUGGCCAUCUCCUCCAUUCUGGCUAAAACAAUCACAGUAGUUCUAGCUUUCAAAGCCACAAUACCAGGGAGCAGGAGCAGAAAUUGGGUGGGCUCCCAAACACCCAUUUAUUUAAUUCUUAUCUGCUGCCUCAUCCAAGUGAUUCUCUGUGGUAUCUGGCUCUUGAUUUCUCCCCCAUUCCCAGAUACAGACUCACACUCUGAACCUGAACACAUCAUCCUGAAGUGCAAUGAGGGCUCUCUCAUUGCCUUCUACUUUGUUCUGGUCUACAUGGGAUUCCUGGCUUUGGGGAGCUUCACUGUGGCUUUUUUGGCUAGAAAUUUACCUGACGCCUUCAAUGAAGCCAAGUUCAUCACCUUCAUGAUGCUGGUAUUCUGCAGGGUCUGGGUCUCCUUCCUCCCCACAUACCAGAGCACCAAGGGGAAAAUGAUGGUAGCUGUGGAAGUCUUCUCCAUCUUGAGCUCUAAUGCUGGCUUACUGGACUACAUCUUUAUUCCCAAGUGCUAUGUGACCCUUCUGAAGCCACAAUGGAACACCCAAGAAUGGGCAAAUCAUAAAUCCUAUGCCAGGGAAGCCAUCAUUCUAAAGCAGUCCCUUGUGCCUCCUAGCAAUGCUAUGAGAUGCCUUAAAAAUUCCCCAAAUCCUACUUGA
Phascolarctos cinereus (koala) is the source of this 2562-nucleotide messenger RNA. RefSeq names its product vomeronasal type-2 receptor 26-like. Lineage: Eukaryota; Metazoa; Chordata; Mammalia; Diprotodontia; Phascolarctidae. Gene Ontology annotation, molecular function: G protein-coupled receptor activity. The record is from RefSeq and is a predicted model, not a curated record. Gene Ontology annotation, cellular component: plasma membrane. Gene Ontology annotation, biological process: G protein-coupled receptor signaling pathway.